This is a messenger RNA of Dentiscutata erythropus, 1686 nucleotides long. Lineage: Eukaryota; Fungi; Glomeromycota; Glomeromycetes; Diversisporales; Gigasporaceae. The record is from the annotation of a GenBank genome assembly.
AUGAGUGAAAAGACUGCUGCAGCUGGUUUUGAAGACGGAGUGGUGCGAGUGUGGGACUUAAAUACAGGACAAGUUAAUUAUAUCUUGAAAGAUACUGUUGAAGAUGUCGAACAAAUAAUGUCGACAGUUAAUAAUGAUAAAUCAGUAAACGAACGGGUUACAUGUUUACAAAUUAUAGUAUUAGAUAAUAAGUCUAAACAAUUAUCGAAUCAAAAAGCACCUGUCACACUUUUUGCAACUUACCGAAAUGGUUAUUUUCGAGAAUGGGAUCUUACUUCUGGUCAAAUUUCCCACACAGUUUUCACACAUCAAAAAGGUGGUAUCAGUUGCCUCUUUGUAGUUGAUGAUGAUCAAGAUGGGAUACAUAUUUUUACUGGAGCACAAGACGGGUCGGUCAAAUGCUGGAUUCGUAUGAUUGAUUUAGACAAUAAGCCUAAAGAGCUAUGUAAUAACGUGUGGAAAUUACUCUACACAUUGCGCGGAAAAUCCGGAAACGCAAUUACUGGUAUAAGUGCUAAAGUAAUCAAAACUGAAAAGGGUUGUUUUGGUGUCGUGGUUACCGGAGCUGCGGAUGGAGAAGUUAGAGUAUAUGAUUACCUUACAGGCCAAUUUAUAGAAACAUUAAGUUAUGGAACUUCAGGAAAACAGAACCUUGCAAAAGAACAUAAUGAGCAACAACGACAGAAAAAAUUUAAAACUUUCUCUUCAGAACAGGAUUGGUUUGAAGAAGACGAAGAUGAGAAUGAAUUUUGGGAUGAAAUAGAAAGUUUCGAUUCAUCACACCAAGGUGCAAUUAUAAGUAUUAUAAUUCAUCCACUUAAAGAAGAAAGUUGUCCAUGUGGUGAUAUUGAAGAGAGUAGAGGUUUUUCAAUAAUAACUUCGUCAUUGGAUGAAAAAGUCAAUUUUUGGCAAUUAACCCGAAAGUUUGUGGACUGUACGUGCAUGACAUCCCAACUAGAAGAACCUCCUCUUAAUUAUAACGAUAACGUAGAUACCUCAGAACGAUUUCAAAAAGUUUUUCUUGGACAUAUAAGGCAACCCGGUAGUUCAGUGAUCGUGCUUCUUAAAGGACAUAUAAUUGGAGUUCGUCGUACUACGGGUCCAAAUGCAUCCAUAAAAAGGAGUCAUGGUGCUGAAGGUGAAUGGGAAGUUUGGGCUUUUGAUAUUAACGACCCUAAUGUGUUUGAGCCAACCGAAGAAAUUGAUUUUUUAGAAAAUUAUGAUGAUGAUGAAUUUAAAGUUAAAACUAUUCCAUUGGUUAACGACAGUGAUUUGAUAAUAGAACAACAAAAAAAGAAGAAAGAAAUAUAUAAACAAGACCGAGAAAAUAUGGAUAAAUUAAAAGGGUUUGUUGGGCGACGUAAAGUUGUUUCGAUGACAAAUAAGAACUAUCUCUCAAAUUCAUCUCAUUCCGAUGAUCAAAAUGAAAAUCAUUCAUAUAUUCACAAUGAAGAGGACUAUGUACAAGGACAAGUUAUGGAUUUUAGGCAGCGAAGUCAGAAGCAGCGUGUUUAUCCAAAUAACAGUCACUAUGAUCGAAUAUCAUUUAAAGAGGAAGAUGUAAUGAACGAGAUGUUACCAUUUUCUCGUAUACGACGAAUUGUCAAAGUGGGUGAAGACGGAUUAGCCGUCACAUAUGGCAAUUUUGUAAAAGUUAUAAUGUUUAAAGAGCUAAACGAUUGUUAG